AUGUCUCAGAAAGUUAGAGUGGAACCUCACCACAUUUUUACUUUGCACCGAGAAGCAAGAAACAGUUUGUUUUUUUCUGAUGAGCAAACCAUCGUUUUCCCAAGUGGAAACAAUUGCGUGCAUUACAACAUCCAUCUACAGCGAACGACUGAGUACAUUCGAGGUACAUUGCCAUACCAACAGUACAUACAGUCACUGGCUAUUAGCCCUGACCGGCGCUACAUGGCUGUGUCGGAGUGCAAAAAACAAGGUAUCAUCACCGUCCAUGACUUACAGGAAAAACAGUGCUUCGAGAGCAAGGUACUGACAGGCGGUAGCAUCAGUGUCCGUGAGUUUGUCUGCAUGGCUUUUUCUUCUGAUUCCAAGUACCUGCUGGGCCAGUCUGGAGGACCUGAAUGGACCCUCUUCUACUGGGAGUGGAAGAUGAAUGAGGUCAUUGCCACGGCGAAGAUCACAAGGAUGGGCUUUGUCAGUCAGGUCAGCUUUAAUCCAAAGGACAACACACAGGUGUGUGUGAGUGGAAAAAAUGUCUUCAAGAUUUACAAAUUGGAGAACAAUUCCCUGAAUGAGACCAGCUCAUUUCGCAUGGACCUAGAAAACAUCGUGUCCCAUGCGUGGAUGUCUGAGGAUUGCAUUGUCUCAGGGACAGAAUCAGGAAAACUGCUGAUGUUGAAGGCUGGACACUGGAAACAGCUGAGGAGGCCUUCUACGAGGCGUAUCACUGCCAUCAUGCCAUACUCUAAAGGCUUUGCCUGUGCAGCUGGGGCAGGGUUAGUUUAUCUUUAUGAGAAAAAUGAGGAGCAUGACUACAUUAAUACCAAAGAAAUAAGCAUUCUUCAGGACCCUUACAACAAUCAGCCAAGUCGGUUGGAGCAGCAGGAGAUUACAUCAAUGUGCCUGAGUCCAUCAGAGGAGAGGCUGGUCAUAAGCACACGCCAAGGCCAAAUCUACCACAUCAGCCUUGCCUCAAUCAAGAGUAGCCAGAGUAAGCAGGCCAACUUUGAGUUCCUGUCUCAGUUUGUUUACUUGGAGAGUAUCACAGAUCUGUCCACCUGCUCAUCCAAACCCCUCUUCGCCACCUGCUCAUCAGACAACUCAGUGUGCAUCUGGAACUACAUGACCAAUUCUCUGGAGCUGUAUAAGGAGUUUCCUGAAAUACUGAACUGCAUCUCAUUGCACCCAAAUGGCCGUUCCAUACUGCUGGGCUUCUCUGAUAAAGUCUGCCUCAUGAAUCUAUUGGGUGAUGAAUUCCGUAUUGUCAAGGAGUUCAACAUAUGCAACUGCACUGAGUGUGUGUUUAGCCAUGAUGGCAACGUCUUCGCCACUGUCAGCAACAACCUGAUCAACAUUUGCAACAUCAGAACAGGCGAAAUAUUGGAACUGCAUGGCAACAUGAGCGAGGUGCUGUCUGUGAAGUGGAGUGAAGAUGACCGUAGUCUGAUGUCAUGUGCAUUGGAUGGUUUUGUGUAUGUGUGGAACACUCUGACCGGAGCCUGCAAGUCUCAGAACAUGCAGGAAACGCAUAUCUUCACGGAUGUGAUAUUCUCGCCCAACACUGGGACCAUCUUUGGUGUAGCCAGCAGUUUCAUAUUAAAUGAGUUCCGAGAUGGACAGAUCCUAUGGGAAAUAUUCUCAGGUGACAUGGCCUACACAGCUAUCUCCAUGACUCAUUCCUGCCAAGCAAUCUUCUUUGGAACUGCUAUUGGUACUGUCCGAGUCCUACAGUACCCGUUAGAAGAGGAGAAAUCCUUGACAGAGUAUGAGGCACAUUCUGGUCCCAUCACCAAAAUGGUCGUCACACCUGAUGAUCAGUAUCUGCUGACUGCCUCAGAAGACGGCUCCCUGCUCAUCUGGACGAUCACUGACCAGAAGGGAUGCAAGUUGAGCAUGGUGAAAGAAACAAGUUAUCUUGAGGAGGUACUCUGUUUCACUGCAUUUGUCAUACAGGAGGAGCAGGAGGAGAUCAAUAAACUCAAGCAGGAGGAGCAGGAGAAGUUUAACAAAGUCACGCAGGAGGAGCAGGAGAAGAUUCAUAAACCCAAGCAGGAGGAGCAGGAGAAGUUUAACAAAGUCAUGCAGGAGGAGCAGGAGAAGAUCAAUAAACUCAAGCAGGAGGAGCAGGAGAAGUUUAACAAAGUCACGCAGGAGGAGCAGGAGAAGAUUCAUAAACCCAAGCAGGAGGAGCAGGAGAAGUUUAACAAAGUCAUGCAGGAGGAGCAGGAGAAGAUCAAUAAACUCAAGCAGGAGGAGCAGGAGAAGUUUAACAAAGUCACGCAGGAGGAGCAGGAGAAGAUUCAUAAACCCAAGCAGGAGGAGCAGGAGAAGUUUAACAAAGUCAUGCAGGAGGAGCAGGAGAAGAUCAAUAAACUUGAGCAGGAGAAGAUUAACAAAGUCAUGCGGGAGAACCAGGAGAAGAUUCACAAAGUCAAGCAGGAGGAGCAGGAAAAGUUUAACAAAGUCAAGCAGGAGGAGCAGGAGAAGUUUCACAAAGUCAUGCAGGAGGAGCAGGAGAAGUUUCACAAAGUCAUGCAGGACGAGCAGGAGAAGAUUCAUAAACUGAAGCAGGAGAAGUUUAACAAAGUCAUGCAGGAGGAGCAGGAGAAGAUCAAUAAACUCGAGCAGGCGAAGAUUAACAAAGUCAUGCGGGAGAACCAGGAGAAGAUUCACAAAGUCAAGAAGGAGGAGCAGGAGAACAUUAACAGAUUCAAGCAGGAGAACCAGGAGAAGAUUAACAAAGUCAGGCAGGAGGAGUGGGAGAAGUUAAUCAAAUGCAAGCAGGAGAAGAUUCACAGUUUCAAGCAGGAAGAGCAGGAGAAGAUUAACAAACUUAGGCAGAAUUACAUCCAGCAGAUAGAAGAUCUGAGUAACCAAAUCCAGGUUGGAACUUGA
This is a messenger RNA of Neoarius graeffei (lesser salmon catfish), 2889 nucleotides long. Its product is annotated as cilia- and flagella-associated protein 57-like. The coding region runs from base 1 to 2889 and encodes 962 amino acids. The transcript is spliced from 13 exons. Gene Ontology annotation, molecular function: protein binding. The record is from RefSeq and is a predicted model, not a curated record. NCBI's taxonomy places the organism in Eukaryota, Metazoa, Chordata, Actinopteri, Siluriformes, Ariidae.